AUGGUAGUGAGGUCGAUGGCCCUGUACGGUGCACCCAUUUGGGUAGAUGCCCUUAGCGCCGAAAACCAAAUACUUCUACGAAGACCUCAAAGGAUCAUGGCGAUAAGGGCCAUCAGAGGAUAUCGCACCAUCUCCAGUGAUGCGGCAUGCGCCUUGGCCGGGACCCCGCCCUGGGAUCUGGAGGCAAAAGCACUGGCGACCAUAUAUAGGCGGAUUUCGGAAUCUCGAGCCAGAGAUCAGGAGCCUAUGCUCGAAGAGGUGAAGCGCUGGCGGACGAAUGCUCGCGUUGUCGUUCUCCGAAAAUGGGGUGAGAGGCUAAGGAAUCCAUGCGCCGGUCACUGGACAGCCGGAGCUAUCCAGCCUGUCCUUAAAGAAUGG
Cydia splendana is the source of this 378-nucleotide messenger RNA. RefSeq lists its product as uncharacterized. The record is from RefSeq and is a predicted model, not a curated record. NCBI's taxonomy places the organism in Eukaryota, Metazoa, Arthropoda, Insecta, Lepidoptera, Tortricidae. The annotation marks the transcript as partial. The transcript has a single exon.